Molecule: messenger RNA, 2301 nt
Organism: Magnolia sinica
Lineage: Eukaryota; Viridiplantae; Streptophyta; Magnoliopsida; Magnoliales; Magnoliaceae
Product: MDIS1-interacting receptor like kinase 2-like
Exons: 2
Coding region: 1-2301 (766 amino acids)
Biological process (GO): protein phosphorylation
Molecular function (GO): protein binding; protein kinase activity; ATP binding
Source: RefSeq, a predicted model, not a curated record
AUGGCCAUAGACAAAUCCCUGUCCCUUGUUUUGUUUCUUCUAUGGGCAAUGGUACUUUCCUCUAACAAUUCAGCAGCUUCCCUGGAAUCCCAAGCUGAAGCAGAAGCUCUACUCAGGUGGAAAGCAAGUCUAUUAGAAAGACAGGCACUCAGUUCAUGGUCGUUACUCCCCAACGCCAAUGCUUCUAACACCCAAGAUAGCUCUCCAUGCAACUGGACCGGAAUCUCAUGCAACAGUGCUGGAAGAGUAACAGGAAUAAGCCUACAUGAUGCAGGUUUGCAAGGUAAGCUUGAUAACAUGAGCUUCUCCUCCUCACCAAACCUAGCCCAUAUCGUUCUCGACCAGAAUGCACUCUUUGGAACCAUCCCAACUCAAACUGGCACUCUUUCUGACCUCGUCACCCUUAAGCUUUCUUCGAAUCAGCUUUCUGGUUCAAUUCCUAAAGAGAUAGGGGAGUUGAAGAAGCUGACGAUGUUAAACUUGUCCCGUAACCAUAUAACAGGUUCUAUCCCAUCCUCAUUAGGAAACUUGACCAAUCUCGUUAACUUAUUCAUAUAUGAUAAUCUGAUAUCUGGUUCAAUUCCUCAACAAAUAGGAAAUCUCAAAUUUCUGGAUCAGCUAGAUGCAUCCGCUAACCUGCAAAAUGGUUCCCUUCCUGCCACUCUAGGAAACAUGACCAAACUUCGCUUCCUAUUCCUCUGCAGCAAUGAAAUUUCUGGCCCCAUACCAAGUGAAGUAGCUAACCUUAAAAAGCUGACUUGGUUUCAAGUUUGUACUAAUUUUCUAACAGGUUCCAUUCCUUCUAAUCUAGGAAACGUGACAGCACUCUACAGCUUGCAGCUCCAUAAAAAUCACUUCCAUGGCUCAAUUCCUCCACAGAUAGGAAAUCUCUACCACUUGGUUGAUCUAUACUUGUUCACAAACAACCUCACUGGUCCAAUCCCUCCAUCUCUUGGAAAUUCAAGAAGCCUAAAUAUACUCUCCCUAGCUCAAAAUCAGCUCACUGGUCCAAUCCCUCCAUCUCUUGGAAAUCUGACAAGCCUAACUACACUUGUUCUCUUCGAUAAUCCGUUAUCUGGUUCAGUACCCACAGAAAUCUCAAAUCUAACACAUUUAGAGAGGCUACUUUUGGGUAACAACUACUUCUCUGGUCACCUACCUCAAGUAUGCCAAAGCAGAUCAUUAACGCACUUCACUGCCGAUAGCAACCAUUUCACUGGUCCCAUCCCUGAAAGCGUGAGAAACUGCACUACCUUAAUAAGAGUCCGGCUCGAGCAUAAUCAGCUCACAGGAAAUAUAUCCCAAGUUUUCGGAGUAUAUCCUAGUUUAGAGUACAUCGAUCUGAGUUAUAAUAAAUUGCAUGGUGAGCUGUCACCAAAAUGGGGACAAUGUCAAAACCUGAUGCUGCUAAAAAUCUCUGAGAACAAUCUCACUGGUAGAAUUCCGCCGCAGAUUGGGCAGCUAAAUCAGCUACAUGAACUCGACCUGUCUUCAAACAACCUACGAGGAAAUAUUCCUAGUAGCUUGGGGAGUUUGUCCAUGCUUUACAACUUGAGUUUACAAAAUAACAGAUUAUCUGGUUGGCAACUGGGGGACUGCUCCAAAUUGCGGUAUUUGAGCAUGAGUGAGAAUUAUUUGAAUGGAAGCAUCCCAUUUCAGAUUGGUAAUCUAAUAAGCCUACAGAUUACCUUGGAUCUCAGCUGUAACUUCCUUGCUGGAGAGAUAACCCAACAACUUGGGAAACUGCAAAUGUUGGAAAAGCUAAAUCUCUCCCACAAUUCACUCUCAGGUUUCAUCCCAUCGUCUUUCAAAGAGAUGAUCAGUUUAUCUUCCAUUGAUUUUUCUUACAAUCAUUUGGAGGGCCCUCUCCCUGACGGCAAAGCCUUCCGUCUGGCACCGUCAGGGGCAUUCAUACACAACAAAGGUUUAUGCGGUGAAGCAAAAGGCAUGCAACCUUGUAAUUCCUCUUCCAUAAAGCCUCACGAUGGGAAGAAAGACCACAAGGUUGUGAUCAUUAUUCCUAUAAUGGCAGCCUUAUUUCUUCUACUUGUAUUUGCCACCAUUUUUUACAUUUUCCUACAAAGAUCCGGCAGAACAAGAAAUGCAGAGAAACGGGACUUGGAAGUGAAAAAUGGAAAUUUAUUUGCAAUAUGUAAUUUCGAUGGAAAGAUGGCAUAUGAAGACAUCAUCAGGGCAACAGAGGAUUUCAAUUACAAAUAUUGCAUUGGGGCUGGAGGAUAUGGAAGGGUUUAUAAAGCAGAUCUACAGAUGGGUCAGGUGGUUGCUGUGAAAAAACUUUGA